AUGGACAUGAAAGGCACUGUAGAUGUAUCUUGUUACCUGCGUUUUGAAGCCACUGGGGAUUCUGAAGCCUCCUGUGACCCCAUCAAGGAUCCUAAUAUUGCUUGUCGAAUUUCCAUAUGUGACGAUGACGAUGCUCAGUCUUGCUGCUACGAUUCAUCUGAGAGUGUCAAUUCUGACCAACUCAUCAAUGGGUACGAGCCUGACGAAAAGAGGAUAGAAGAUGAAGAUGAGGAGGAGGUGUGUGUUUAUGGAACAACGUACAGAGAAGAAGAAGAGGAAGAUGAUGAUGAUGAUGAUUGUGAGAUUCAAGUGCAGAAAAAGGUCAGAGUGUGUGGAGAUUCAGGUCCAAAGAAGAUGGAUGAGAUGGAAAAGAACAGACUCUUCUGGGAAGCUUGCUUGGCAUCUUAA
Neltuma alba is the source of this 408-nucleotide messenger RNA. RefSeq lists its product as uncharacterized. The record is from RefSeq and is a predicted model, not a curated record. NCBI's taxonomy places the organism in Eukaryota, Viridiplantae, Streptophyta, Magnoliopsida, Fabales, Fabaceae. The transcript has a single exon. Bases 1 to 408 code for a protein of 135 amino acids.